AUGUCGAAUCCGUCAGGAAAACGAUUAACUCGGCGAUUUGCGCAGCUCAUUGCUCUGAUACACGUGGUUGUGGUUACUCCGAUCCUUUUCGAUCUUCUCAACGGUCUUGGUCCUCGAUAUCCGCAAUGCAUUUGUGCUCCUCCACCUUGCGCAGCGGCUGCGACAGCAUCUGCAACCAGUGUAUCUGGGGCUGCAGCUCCAGAACCAGUACCACUUCGACGUCCAGCGUACAGCGAUGAAGAACAAGCACUCAGAGCAUCACCCUACUCAACUGGCUAUCCACCAGUACCACCGCCACCACCACCAUCACCGCCUUAUCCAUUAAGGCAGCCAUAUAGGCAAAGGUUCCGUCGGUAUGCGUUAAUUUUUGUAGACAGCUCCAAUUGA
Angiostrongylus costaricensis is the source of this 387-nucleotide messenger RNA. The record is from the annotation of a GenBank genome assembly. Lineage: Eukaryota; Metazoa; Nematoda; Chromadorea; Rhabditida; Metastrongylidae.